Gongylonema pulchrum is the source of this 318-nucleotide messenger RNA. The record is from the annotation of a GenBank genome assembly. Lineage: Eukaryota; Metazoa; Nematoda; Chromadorea; Rhabditida; Gongylonematidae.
CUGUAUGAGAAUAAAUUCCCAGUACCGAAGCCAAUCGAUGUGUGCCGUCAUUUGGUUGUUAUGGAAUUCAUUGAGGGCGAUACGCUUUGUCAUGUACAAGAAGUUGAAGAUAAGAGCCACUGGCCAGAUUCCGAUUAUUUCGAAAUACUGUGCACGCUGCGACUAAAAUUUCAGAAAGGGAAGCCCGUGUUGAUUGAUAUGCCGCAGAUGGUGAGCAUGGAUCAUCCGAAUGCUCAGUUUUACUUCGAACGAGACGUCAAUUGCAUUCGAACUUUUUUCAGAAAGCGGUACGCAUCCCUUUGUGAUCAUCUUAUUUAG